AUGAAGUUGAACAUCUCCUACCCAGCCAACGGUACUCAAAAGUGCAUUGAGAUCGAGGACGAGCACAAGUUGCGUGUCUUCUACGAAAAGCGUAUGGGCCAAGAGGUCGAGGGUGACUCUGUCGGUGACGAAUUCAAGGGCUACAUCUUCAAGAUCACUGGUGGUAACGACAAGCAAGGUUUCCCAAUGAAGCAAGGUGUCUUGCACCCAACCAGAGUCAGAUUGUUGUUGUCUGAGGGUCACUCUUGUUACAGAGCCAGAAGAGACGGUGAGAGAAAGAGAAAGUCCGUUAGAGGCUGUAUCGUCUCCCAAGACUUGUCCGUCAUUGCUUUGGCUAUUGUCAAGCAAGGUGACGCUGACAUCGAGGGUUUGACCGAUGUCACCACCCCAAAGAGAUUGGGUCCUAAGAGAGCCAACCACAUCAGAAAGUUCUUCGGUUUGUCCAAGGAGGAUGACGUCAGAGACUACGUUGUCAGAAGAACUAUCGAGAAGAACGGUAAGACUUACUCUAAGGCUCCAAAGAUCCAAAGAUUGAUCACUCCUCAAACUUUGCAAAGAAAGAGAGCUUUGAAGGCCAAGAAGAUCAACAACGCCAAGCAACAGAGAGAUGCUGCUGCUGAGUACGCUCAAUUGUUGGCUCAACGUUUGCACGAACGUAAGGCUGAGAGAGCUGAGAUCAAGAAGAGAAGAGCUUCCUCUUUGAGAGCUUAA
This is a messenger RNA of Australozyma saopauloensis, 711 nucleotides long. It is a transcript of the gene RPS6A, whose product is annotated as 40S ribosomal protein eS6. NCBI's taxonomy places the organism in Eukaryota, Fungi, Ascomycota, Pichiomycetes, Serinales, Metschnikowiaceae. Gene Ontology annotation, cellular component: ribosome. The record is from RefSeq and is a predicted model, not a curated record. The transcript is spliced from 2 exons. Bases 1 to 711 code for a protein of 236 amino acids. Gene Ontology annotation, biological process: translation. Gene Ontology annotation, molecular function: structural constituent of ribosome.